Messenger RNA from Alosa alosa (allis shad), 1055 nucleotides. Its product is annotated as 14-3-3 protein epsilon-like. The record is from RefSeq and is a predicted model, not a curated record. Gene Ontology annotation, cellular component: cytoplasm. The coding region runs from base 158 to 880 and encodes 240 amino acids. The transcript has 7 exons. Gene Ontology annotation, biological process: signal transduction. Lineage: Eukaryota; Metazoa; Chordata; Actinopteri; Clupeiformes; Clupeidae.
AUGGAGUUCCGACGCCAUCUUUAGAGCGAAGCUACCGGUAGAGUGGGAACUCCGUGCCGCUGUUGCUCCGUCAGGAAUCCUCGGUCGAGAUUCUCUCCCGUCUCUGAGCCUCUUUACCUCCGCCCGCCCAAGAUCGCCAACCUUACGCCUGUACAACAUGGGAGACCGAGAGCACCUAGUAUAUCAGGCAAAACUUGCCGAGCAAGCAGAGAGAUAUGACGAAAUGGUGGAGUCCAUGAAGAACGUGGCGCGUAUGGACACAGAGCUGACCGUGGAGGAGCGAAACCUGCUGUCUGUGGCCUACAAGAACGUCAUCGGCGCCAGGAGAGCUUCCUGGAGGAUAAUCAGUAGCAUCGAACAGAAGGAGGAGACCAAGGGAGGAGAAGACAAACUUAAGAUGAUCCGGGAAUACAGGCAAACGGUUGAGAAUGAACUGAAAUCGAUCUGUAACGACAUUCUGGAUGUACUGGACAAGCACCUCAUUCCUGCUGCAGGCUCGGGAGAGUCUAAGGUUUUCUACUACAAAAUGAAGGGUGACUACCACAGGUACCUGGCCGAGUUUGCUACUGGGAACGACAGGAAGGAAGCGGCGGAGAACAGUUUGGUCGCGUACAAAGCCGCCAGCGAUAUCGCUAUGAGCGAGCUGGCGCCUACACACCCCAUUCGCCUGGGACUGGCCCUCAACUUCUCCGUAUUCUACUACGAAAUCCUCAACUCCCCUGACCGCGCAUGCAGGUUGGCGAAAGCGGCCUUUGAUGAUGCGAUUGCAGAACUGGAUACACUGAGCGAGGAGAGCUACAAGGACUCCACACUCAUCAUGCAGCUGCUCCGUGACAACCUGACACUAUGGACAUCAGACAUGCAGGGAGAUGAUUCCUAAGGACAACCCCCCCUCCUCCAUUCCCUCUUAGAACUGUACUUUGUGAAGAACAGAAUAAAGAAGCACUGCAAGAUGUGGAGGAUGAGACUCAGUGAGACUUCACGGCCAAUACACAACCCACCCACCCCUGCCCCGAUCUUUGUCUCUCUCUCGCUGUCUCUCUUGCUCUCUCUCU